Messenger RNA from Lontra canadensis (Northern American river otter), 3054 nucleotides. It is a transcript of the gene VPS39, whose product is annotated as VPS39 subunit of HOPS complex. The record is from RefSeq and is a predicted model, not a curated record. Gene Ontology annotation, molecular function: protein binding. Gene Ontology annotation, biological process: autophagy; vesicle-mediated transport; intracellular protein transport. Lineage: Eukaryota; Metazoa; Chordata; Mammalia; Carnivora; Mustelidae. The coding region runs from base 161 to 2788 and encodes 875 amino acids. Gene Ontology annotation, cellular component: cytoplasm; membrane. The transcript has 25 exons.
CGGCAGGAAGUCCGGUGUUGAUGGCUGUGUUGUCGAAUGGCCUGUAGGUAGGGUCCCGGUCCAGCAUCACUGUUGGCCCUUCUACUGGGCUGGUCCCGGCCGAGGCCUGGCCCGGCCCGACCCGUUACGGGUGAGGCUGCUGAAGUGACUGCUUGCCGCCAUGCACGACGCCUUCGAGCCCGUGCCGAUCCUAGAAAAGCUACCUCUGCAGAUCGACUGUCUGGCUGCCUGGGAGGAAUGGCUUCUUGUUGGCACCAAACAAGGACAUCUUCUUCUGUAUCGGAUCCGGAAGGACACUGGUUGCAACAGGUUUGAAGUGACACUAGAGAAAUCCAAUAAAAACUUCUCCAAAAAGAUUCAGCAGAUCCAUGUGGUUUCCCAGUUUAAGAUUCUGGUCAGCUUGUUAGAAAAUAACAUUUAUGUCCAUGACCUAUUGACAUUUCAACAAAUCACUACGGUUUCAAAGGCAAAGGGAGCCUCACUGUUCACAUGUGACCUCCAGCACACAGAGACUGGUGAGGAGGUGCUGCGGAUGUGUGUCGCUGUGAAAAAGAAGCUCCAGCUCUACUUCUGGAAGGACAGGGAAUUCCAUGAAUUGCAGGGGGACUUUAGCGUACCAGAUGUGCCCAAGUCCAUGGCCUGGUGCGAAAAUUCUAUCUGUGUGGGUUUCAAGAGAGACUACUACCUAAUAAGGGUGGAUGGAAAAGGGUCCAUCAAAGAGCUCUUUCCAACAGGAAAACAGCUGGAACCGUUAGUUGCACCUCUGGCAGAUGGAAAAGUGGCUGUGGGCCAGGAUGAUCUCACCGUGGUGCUCAAUGAGGAGGGGAUCUGCACUCAGAAAUGUGCCUUGAACUGGACAGACAUACCAGUGGCCAUGGAGCACCAGCCUCCCUACAUCAUUGCCGUUUUGCCUCGAUAUGUGGAGAUCCGAACAUUUGAGCCAAGGCUUCUGGUCCAGAGCAUUGAACUACAAAGGCCCCGCUUCAUUACCUCAGGAGGAUCAAAUAUUAUCUACGUGGCCAGCAAUCAUUUUGUUUGGAGACUCAUUCCUGUCCCCAUGGCAACCCAAAUCCAACAGCUUCUCCAGGACAAGCAGUUUGAAUUGGCUCUCCAGCUUGCAGAAAUGAAAGAUGAUUCCGACAGUGAAAAGCAGCAGCAGAUCCAUCACAUCAAGAACUUGUAUGCCUUCUACCUCUUCUGCCAGAAGCGUUUUGAUGAGUCCAUGCAGGUCUUUGCUAAGCUUGGCACAGAUCCUACCCAUGUGAUGGGCCUGUACCCGGACCUGCUGCCCACAGACUACAGGAAGCAGCUGCAGUACCCUAACCCUCUGCCUGGGCUCUCGGGGGCUGAGUUGGAGAAGGCACACUUAGCUCUGAUUGACUACCUGACACAGAAACGAAGCCAGUUGGUAAAGAAGCUGAACGACUCUGAUCACCAGUCCAGCACCUCCCCGCUUAUGGAAGGCACUCCCACCAUCAAAUCCAAGAAGAAGCUGUUGCAGAUCAUUGACACCACCCUGCUCAAGUGCUACCUCCAUACGAACGUGGCCCUGGUGGCCCCUCUGCUCCGCCUGGAGAACAACCACUGCCACAUCGAGGAGAGCGAACACGUGCUGAAGAAGGCGCACAAGUACAGCGAGCUGAUCAUCCUGUAUGAGAAGAAGGGGCUCCAUGAGAAAGCUCUGCAGGUGCUGGUAGACCAGUCCAAGAAAGCAAACUCGCCUCUGAAAGGCCAUGAGAGGACAGUGCAGUAUCUGCAGCAUCUUGGCACAGAAAACCUGCAUUUGAUUUUUUCCUACUCUGUAUGGGUGCUGCGAGACUUCCCAGAGGAUGGCCUGAAGAUCUUUACUGAAGACCUUCCGGAGGUAGAGUCUCUGCCACGGGACCGAGUGCUCGGCUUCUUGGUGGAGAAUUUUAAGGGUCUGGCUAUUCCUUAUCUGGAACAUGUCAUCCACGUUUGGGAGGAGACAGGCUCUCGGUUCCACAACUGCCUGAUCCAGCUGUACUGUGAGAAGGUGCAAGGUCUGAUGAAGGAAUAUCUCCUGUCCUUCCCUGCAGGCAAAACUCCAGUCCCUGCUGGAGAGGAAGAGGGUGAGCUGGGAGAAUACCGACGGAAGCUCCUUAUGUUCUUGGAAAUUUCGGGCUACUAUGAUCCAGGCCGGCUCAUCUGUGACUUUCCUUUUGAUGGCCUCUUAGAAGAGCGGGCACUGCUGCUGGGCCGCAUGGGGAAGCACGAGCAAGCGCUCUUCAUCUACGUGCACAUCCUGAAGGACACAAAGAUGGCCGAGGAGUACUGCCACAAGCAUUACGACCAAAACAGAGAUGGCAACAAAGAUGUAUAUCUGUCCCUGCUCCGGAUGUACCUGUCGCCCCCCAGUGUGCACUGCCUGGGACCGAUCAAGCUGGAAUUGCUGGAGCCACAAGCCAACCUCCAGGCAGCCCUGCAGGUCCUCGAGCUGCACCACAGCAAGCUGGACACCACUAAGGCCAUCAACCUUCUACCAGCAAACACUCAGAUUAACGAUAUACGCAUCUUUCUGGAAAAGGUCUUGGAAGAAAAUGCACAAAAAAAACGGUUCAAUCAAGUGCUCAAGAACCUUCUCCAUGCAGAAUUUCUGAGGGUCCAGGAAGAGCGGAUUUUACAUCAGCAGGUGAAGUGCAUCAUCACAGAGGAGAAGGUCUGCAUGGUGUGUAAGAAGAAGAUCGGGAACAGUGCAUUUGCAAGAUACCCCAACGGAGUGGUCGUGCACUACUUCUGUUCCAAAGAGGUCAACGCGGCUGACACCUGAGCCCAGCAUGCCAGGGACUCUUCAUACGGACAGUUGGCUAUCCCAGAGUGGGGAAAGAGCACCGGCCUUAGGAAUGGGGGGCUGUUUCCACCACCAGCUGUCUCCCCAUUUGGACACUCCUGGCUACCUUGAGCCGUGGAACAUCUCUGAAUUUAAUCAGACUUGCAGUCUGGUGUUACCAGCUUUUUGAUAGAAAAAGAGAUUAGCUACACCUUAUAUACCAUUUGCGUUGCAGGCGGUUUCCGAGAAUUUACUACCCACUUGGA